AUGAUAAGUGGUCAGUUCAGCCUGGACAUUACCACGAUCUUUGGUGAUCAGGGCUGUGGUCGGCCUAUGAAACGUCGAGCAGGUCGUUCCAUUGCCGAAGCCACUUCAGCAGUAGCUGCAGGACCAACUCGUGGUCUUAUAUCCUUAGGGUCUAGGCUUGCUCAGAUCUUCCAAAAGAGUUGCUUCAUCCACUACUGGGCGACGCGAGCGUCCCGAUGA
Messenger RNA from Cylicocyclus nassatus, 219 nucleotides. The record is from the annotation of a GenBank genome assembly. NCBI's taxonomy places the organism in Eukaryota, Metazoa, Nematoda, Chromadorea, Rhabditida, Strongylidae.